ACCAAUCUUCUCCGUUCUUACCAACCCUCAACCAUCGCGAUCAAUGUUCAUAUCAAAUAACAUUCUGGUGACGCCUUCAAUCUCUAGUCGCAACCUAUUGAGCGUCGCAUAGCCGCUUCAUUAGUAGCGCAGAGCCGUGGGUUAAAGCCAUGGCUCCGGUCGUCGCCAACGCAACUCUCCCGCCUACUCCCAAAAUUAAACGACCACCACCUCCCGGCAUCCAGACAAAUGGAGUAUCUUCGUCUCAGUCCUCCCCAUCCCCAAACAUGUCGGCCAAGCGACCUCCGCCCGCUGUAACCAAGCAGCAACAGCAAGCAUCUAACUCCGCUGCUACGAAUGGCGCCAACGGAACCGCUCAUCGACCUAGCAUGGCCCGUUCCAGACGCGACACUGCUAACCAAGGCCCGGGGCGUAAUCAGAGAAAUAACGCUUCUCUAAGAUCUGCCACCAUAGCUCCCGAUACAUCGUUGCAUCAAUCUUUUGAGCCACGUCCAGCUGUGUUGACCGAUUCUUACAUCCUCAAGAAAUACUCCGGACAACCGCCGUCGCUUAUUGUGCAUCUUCACGCCACCCAUUUCCGAUUCGACCAGCAAGACAGUGUCUUCCCAUACAAGUCUCCGAUGAAACUCUUCCUCGAUCACGUCAGGAGCAGAACGAUACCUCACGAUAUGCUUCCAGACCUCAACGACGCCGGUGUUACCUUCUACGAGGGCUGCCUAAUCGUGCAAAUACAUGACCACAAGACGCCUACACAGACCAAAGACAUCGCACGUCCAACUUCCAAGUCUAGUACGGAAAAACCAUCUUCGAUUCAUAACUACAACCCUUACAUUACGCCAUCCCCUUACGCUCCAUUCCCCAAGGAUAGCGCACGGAAUGGCCUUUCCGGAGGCAACGAGAAGCAGGUUGAUAAUGACUCGGUUGAUAAGGAAAACAUGCCGGCACCACCUGCUCCCAGCGAUGGACAAAAGAGUAAAGUGCCGCCUCAGGCCAAAAUCUUCACGGUCGUUAUGCAUCCAACGCCACAAAGUUUGCAUAUGGAUCUGAUGAUCAAAGCGACAACACCGCGCAGUUCUGGAGACGCCAAGGCCGGCGCUGAGUCCGGCAUGGUUCCGGCUACGCCACUGUCUGCCGUACCUCCAACCCCGACGACGGCCAGCAUGCCGCCGCCGGCUAAGAGGCAGAAACGUGAUAGGAUGGAAUUAGAUGCGAGCAACAUCCAUAUCGCAGAGGCGGACAUAUUAUUAGCAACCGCCGCACCACUACGCCUAGACAUCCCCAAGAACAAAGAAGAGGCCAUCGCGCUCAUCGAAAACAUGACCGACUCCCAUCACUCUGAACCACCGCCGAAACCGAAGGCUCGGAAGCGGACUGUUGCCGAAAGGGCUGCCGACGAGGCAUUGGCUGCGGAGCAAGAGAAAUACAUGCUUACUUAUGAUGAACGUCGCUCGGCUAGUACGGGCAACGCCCAGACUGGUACCGACGACGCCGAUGGCAACGGACAAUCGGGCACUACGGCUUUUGAGCCUCGCUUUGAGCGAUUCAAGGUCCUUGCUGAUAUUAGGGCAGAGCACGAGGCCAAGAAAGAACAAGAAAAGGCUCGGCAACAGGAGAACGAACGCAAGCUUCAACAACAGAAGCAAGAGCAGGCUGCCUUGCAACGACAACAAGCUGAACAACAGGAGAAACUGCGUCGCGAAGAAGCUCAAAGACAGGCCCAAAUACGGCAACAACAACAGCAGCAGCAGCAGCAGCAACAGCAACAGCAACAGCAGGAAGCUCAGCGCCGUGCGAUGGCCCAACAACAGGCCCAGGCACAAGCCCAGGCUCAAGCUCAAGCACAAGCUCAGGCCCAAGCCCAAGCUGCUCAGUCGCCACAGAACACUCAGAUGAAUCAAAUGCCGCAAUCGUCUCACGGACACCCGGCACAGAAUGGAAUGCCCAAUGGCGUUAUGCCGACUCAGGCUGCUCACAGGUUCCCACAACAGGUCUCUCAGCCACCGGUCUCGUCGCCGGUCGUCCGCCAGAACACCCCGCAGAACAUGUCCAGCCCCAUGGUCGGCAACGCGCCCAUGCAGCAAACCAACUCGGGCAUGGGAGCAAGCCCUCCAAGAUCGUCUUCUGUGGCUCAGGCUCACGGGCCGAUGUCUGCUCCAAUGGCUGUAAGCAUGUCUGCUAGGGGUAGCCAGCAGAGCCAUCCUUCGAACACGCCACGCAUGCCGAGCGCGACGCCGCAGAUGCCGCAUGGCACCCCGAUCAACCGACCGAUGCCCACUCCCCGAAUGACUCAAGCAAGUCCUCCGCCAGGCAUGAUGGCCCAAAACUCUCAUAUGGGUCAAAUGAUGAUGGGCAAUCAGACUAUGGGUCAACCUAUGCCUAAUCAACUAUUAGCUGCUCAAAUUGCUCAACAGCAGCGUCAACGCAUCGCGCAGCAGCAGCAGCUCCAGGCUAUGCAGAAUGCUGGUAUGAUGAAUGGACAGAACCCACAACUGCAUAACCAGAUGCUCCAACAACAGAUGCUGCAAAGGCAGAUGAUGAACAUGAACAUGCCGAAUUCUAACGUGAUGAGUGCAGCUCAGCAAGCUCAGAUUGCGCAGCGCUAUCAGCAGCAACUUAACAGCAUGCAGCAGCACCAACAGCAACAGCAGCAGCAGAUGCAAGGACAGAUGCCUAACCAGCAAAUGGGGAACCAAAACUUCAUGGGUGCUGCUAACGGCAUGAACCCUGCGCAGAUGGCAGCUUUACAGCAGCAGAUGCAACAGCAACUACAACAGCAUGGUCAGCAGCCAGGAAAUCAGCCCAACCCAUUGGCGAUGCAGGUGCGGACGAGGCAACAACACUUCUAUCGACAAAACAUAUCACAAUUUGCAGAACGUUUCGGGGGUGUUCAGAGCAUCCCACAGGAUAUCCACGACCAGUUUAAGCAGAACUGUCUUAAGAAAGCACAGGAGUCAGUGCAGAGGGAGAUUCUGCAGCGGCGGCAGAUGGCGCAGAACAUGCAGAACGGGAUGCAUCAAGGCAUGCAGAAUGGAAUGAAUGGGAUGAACGGGAUGAUGCAGCAGGGCAUGUAGGACAGC
This is a messenger RNA of Annulohypoxylon truncatum, 3077 nucleotides long. Its product is annotated as Spt20 family-domain-containing protein. The transcript has 2 exons. The record is from RefSeq and is a predicted model, not a curated record. Bases 150 to 3071 code for a protein of 973 amino acids. Gene Ontology annotation, cellular component: mitochondrion. Gene Ontology annotation, molecular function: zinc ion binding. Gene Ontology annotation, biological process: mitochondrion organization. Lineage: Eukaryota; Fungi; Ascomycota; Sordariomycetes; Xylariales; Hypoxylaceae.